UUAUAAAUAGCAUUAGUGGAUUAACUUUACUUAACCAUAUCCUUGCAAAUAGCAUUUUGCUGAAAAGAACCAUUUCUAAGAUCCUCUUGGUAGUAAAUGGAGUCACCUUCUUAAGGUUGUAUUGUAUGGGUGAGUUUAAGAGGGUGGGCUCCGGGGCAGGGCUGUCUGCUUUCACAUCCUGCCACAUGGGUAUGACCACGGACAAGCCUGAACCUUCCUAAACACCAGUUUCCUCACUGGUGAAGCAGGGGUGUUGCUAGGAUGAAGGUGGACCCUUUGGCAUAGGGAUUGCAAUUACAUAAAAUAAUCCACGUGACUUACUUAGGUUGCAUGACACCUGUGGGUUCUCCAUAAAUGAUAACACUGAUUUUGAACUUUGAUUUUUGUCAGUAACUGUAAGAAACAUCAGCAUGGAAACAACUGUGUAGAUGAUGUGGAGUCAGCUGCGUGUUGGGAGUUGAGAAGCAGACUUGUGGCUGGACCUGGGCUCAGGUUGAUUGAUUGCUCCAGCUCCUCUCUCUUUCCAGCCCAGUUGGGGGUGAGGCUGCUGGGGAUAUGAGGGAGUCAAACUGGUUUUUAAAAACAACACCAAAACUUUUAACAUAAAGGAAAUCUUUUUCCUCAAAAUGGAAUACUUUGUUCAGGUCAAGAGUUGGUACUUGAUAAAGCAAUAUCUUCUGAUGCUGGAUUAGAUUUUUAUUUUAAUCAAUUCAGUUUUAUCUACCACUCCUCCAUGGAAGCCCUGAGACUUAAGCCUACUUUUCAAGACUAAAAUGUACAAACAUUUUGUUUUGCAGAUUGGCAUAAACCCAGGACUAAUGGCUGCUUACAAAGGGCAUCAUUACCCUGGACCUGGAAACCAUUUUUGGAAGUGUCUGUUUAUGUCAGGGCUGAGUGAGGUCCAACUGAAUCACAUGGAUGAUCAUACUUUACCAGGAAAAUAUGGUAUUGGAUUUACCAAUAUGGUGGAAAGGACAACACCAAGCAGCAAGGAUCUUUCCAGUAAAGAAUUUCGUGAAGGAGGACGUAUUCUAGUGCAGAAAUUACAGAAAUAUCAGCCACGAAUAGCAGUGUUUAAUGGAAAAUGUAUUUAUGAAAUUUUUAGUAAGGAAGUUUUUGGAGUAAAAGUUAAGAACUUAGAAUUUGGACUUCAACCGCAUAAGAUCCCAGACACAGAAACUCUCUGCUAUGUUAUGCCAUCAUCCAGUGCAAGAUGUGCUCAGUUUCCUCGAGCCCAGGACAAAGUUCAUUACUACAUUAAGCUGAAAGACUUAAGAGAUCAGUUGAAAGGCAUUGAGCGAAACACAGACGUUCAAGAGGUGCAAUAUACAUUUGACCUGCGGCUGGCCCAAGAGGAUGCAAAGAAGAUGGCUGUGAAGGAAGAAAAGUAUGAUCCGGGUUAUGAAGCAGCGUACGGUGGUGCUUAUAGUGAAAAUCUGUGCAGUGGUGAACUUUGCAGCUUCUCUUCAGAUGGGCUGACUGACAGUGGAGGAUCAACUUUCAGUGACAUUCCAAAUGCGCAGUGGAUGACCCAGUCAUUUACAGACCAGUUUCCUUCCUUUAAUAAUCACUGUGGGAUGCAAGAACGGGAAGAAGGAAACCAUGCUUAAGAAUGGUGUUUCUCAGCCCUGCUUAAAUGCUGCAGUUUUAAUGCAGUUGUCAAGAAGUGGCCCUCUUGACACCACCUCAAAGUGGUUUGUUAACUGAAGUAUUUUAUUCAUAUUUUACUCUGGUGAUGUAAUCAUGGUACAGUAGAACUACUUACAGACCUAAGUACUUUGGAAGGAGAAAGUAGAGUUUUUUGUGUAUGAGUUUUUGUAUUGGAAUUAAUCAUCAUUCCAGCUUUUUAUAAACUAUCUUUCAUUUAUGAAGAAAUUGAUAUUCUUUUGGGAGUCACUUUUAACCUGUAAUUUAAAAAUGAAAGAGUCUGCAUAUUUACACUUGAUUAUUAACUGUGCAUAAACUUAGACGCACCUUAUCCCUUUCAUGCGUAAGAAGGGCAUGCUGAUGAUAAGAUUCCCACUGGUAAAGAGGCAAAUGUGCUGAUUUUUAUCUGUGAGGUUAACCCUCAGUGGAGUCUCAUUUGGUAUUUUUUAGUGGUGUUUGAUGGGCUUCCUGAGUUGUAUUCACACUCAGGCCUCUCUGCUUUACCAGGGGUGAGCGUUUGUGAGAGUUGCUUGGUAGUAGAAAUGGAGAGUAUGGCCUUGCAGCAGCAAGGCUAACCCAGCCUUACAUGUCAGGGCCAUGAGCCCUGGCUUUGGCCCUCUCACCCCCAUGUGUUGGUCCUCUAGUAGGCAGAAACUAUUCUGCUGGGAUGGUUAAGUUCCAGAGAGUGCAGAAGACCUUUUAACUUUUGCUACUUCAUCUGUGUUUUACUUGAGAGACAUACAUUUGAUAGGGAAGGAACUGAAUUUCUCUCUCAGUGUCUAUCACCAUUCAAAUUUUAUCCUCCUUGGCUUUAAGCAUGUAACAUGGAAAUGAUGAGAAAUGAACUUUCAGAUUGAGUAACAAGAUGCUGGAGGUGUUUGAUAAUCUUAUUUAAACUGGUGCUUUAUGUACAUGAGAUGUACUAAAAUAUGUAAUACAGGAUUUUUCUUGCUAGGUAAAUCAAAUAAGCCAGUAAUUUAAAAAAAUUCUUUCUCUUCAUCAUUGCUAUUUGUUACUGUGGACUAAGUGAACCUCAUGGGCAGGUUACUUUGAAGUAAUGUACCUUUGUGACUUUCUAAUGCAUUUUCCAUGGUGCUACAAAUAGUCCAGACUACUAGGCCUAGUGGAUAUCAAAGCUGGGUAUUCAGAAAUGCCAGUUGCAUUUACUCCUGAUCACUUCUGAAUAUUCUGAUUUUAUACCUACCCAGGGAGCAUGCUGUUUCUUGAUAUGAAAAUAUUUAUGAGGUUUUGUUUUUCUUCUAAAAGGUUAUAUAGCCUGUUUUUUUUGUAAUAAGAGAUACAAAUUAUUGUUGUGAAUCUUAACAUGAUUUUUUAGCUGUAGCUAUGAUGGAUUUUAUUUUUCCUUUAGUCUAGGUAAAGCUGUGUAAAAGUCAUUCGUGUUAUUUAAAUCAUGUACUGUACUGCUGUUUACAUGGAUGUUUUGUGCAGGUGCUUUGAAGUGCCUUGCAUCAGGGAUUAGGAACAAUUUAAUUAUUUUUUCCUGGGACUCUGUAAAGCAUGUAACUAGGUAUUGCUUUGGUUUUUAACAAUCACAGCCUUACAUAGAUUUUUUUUUUUGAGUGGAGAAAAUGCCUUUUAAAUUAUGAUGGACACGCACUAGAGAACGGGUUUGAAGAUUUUUUUUUCAAGCAUACAAUAAUGGUGUUUUUCAUUAAAUAUAACAGAUGAACAGUAAAUGUUGAUAUACCCUA
This is a messenger RNA of Physeter macrocephalus (sperm whale), 3359 nucleotides long. It is a transcript of the gene TDG, whose product is annotated as thymine DNA glycosylase. The transcript has 7 exons. Gene Ontology annotation, molecular function: pyrimidine-specific mismatch base pair DNA N-glycosylase activity; uracil DNA N-glycosylase activity. The record is from RefSeq and is a predicted model, not a curated record. Lineage: Eukaryota; Metazoa; Chordata; Mammalia; Artiodactyla; Physeteridae. Gene Ontology annotation, biological process: base-excision repair, AP site formation. Bases 774 to 1610 code for a protein of 278 amino acids. Gene Ontology annotation, cellular component: nucleus.